UGGAUGCGGCCAGCCAGUAGCCAAAAGGGCAAAGUGCAAACUAGUAGCUUUAAAAUCCACUUUUAAUCCACUCUAGUGUAGCACACUCCAGCAAAUCUCUCCUCAGGAGGCAUCAAGUGAAAAGGUAUCUCCCACCCUGAGGCCUCCCAAGAUUUCCAAUCUAAUCCACUGGUGAAGACCUCAAGAGUUGGUCGUCAUGGCGACCGCACAGACAACUAACGCUAACGGUGUGAGGCACAGAUGCGUCUUAGGCCAUAAAAUGGAUGACCUGACAAAUCCUGUUGGUAUCGAAUCAAAGACGGAUGAUGCGGCGCAGUGGCACAAGCAUGUGCAGAGAGUGAAGGUGAAGAUUUUGCAGCAGGUCCAGGAUCAGCUCAGUGAUAUUCUAGACACAACACUGACCGAGCCUGUCCAUGCGUCCGUUAAUGGAAAGACGUCUAACAUUUCUUCACCAUCCAGGAUGGACGAUGGAAAAGUGUUUAUGGACCGAGCAUCACUGCUUGAUGAGUUGUUUGAGAUCAGCCACAUCAGAACCAUCUACCACAUGUUUGUCGCUGUGCUGAUCAUCUUCUGUGUGAGCACGCUCGCUGUAGACUACAUCGACCAGGGCAGGUUGGUCCUGGAGUUCGACCUGCUCUUCUACGCCUUUGGCAAGCUGGGAACAGUCACCUGGGUGUGGGCGCUUAUGUUCGUCUACACCCUGCUGGUUCCCUACUACACACUACUCUUUUGGGGUUCUUUUUACCACCGGUGCCCCUCAAAGUUGGGGCUGUCCGUGUGCACGGCUUUGGUCCUGGCUGCCCUCCAGGCAUCAGUUCUUGGACUUCUGCCCAUCUACGCAGUGGUACAGCACCAGCUGCCACCAGCCUCCCGAUUCAUAGUCAUAUUGGAGCAGAUUCGAUUUCUUAUGAAGAGCUACUCGUUUAUGAGGGAAUCUGCCCCUGAAAUUUUGAAGAACACACCAAAACAAGGGGAAAAGGUCCACAUCCCAACAUUUUCCACUUACCUUUACUUCCUUUUCUGUCCUACUCUCAUCUACAGGGAAUCAUAUCCCAGGAACACACACAUUAGGUGGAAGUACGUCGGUGUCACUGUGACCAUGAUAUUAGGCUGCCUGUUUUACGGCUACUUCAUCCUGGUGCGCCUUUGUGUGCCCGUGUUUACGUCGGAGAGCCACCAGCCUUUCAGCAAGCGAGCUAUGGUCCUCGCUGUCUUUCAUUCCAUACUACCAGGCAUCAUGCUUCUCCUGUUGUGCUUCUUUGCCUUCCUGCACUGCUGGCUCAACCUCUUUGCAGAGCUGCUCCAAUUUGCUGACAGAAUGUUCUACAAGGACUGGUGGAACUCUACGUCCUUCGCUAACUACUACCGCACGUGGAACGUGGUGGUGCACGACUGGCUAUAUUACUACGGAUACAGGGACUUCCUCUGGCUGUCAAGGCGGAAAUUCCGCACGGGCGCCAUGUUGUCCGUCUUCAUCGUGUCUGCCGUGGUCCACGAGUACGCCUUGGCCAUGGGCUUCGGCUUCUUUUACCCAGUCAUGUUUUUCCUCUUCGCCAUUUUCGGAGUUGUCUUUAACUUCACCAUGAAUGACAAGCGCCAGAGCCCCGUGUGCAACAUCAUCAUGUGGCUGUCUCUAUUUGUGGGUCAGGGGGUGCAGGUGUGCCUCUACUGUCAGGAGUGGUACGCGCAAAUACGAUGUCCUCGCACAGGGAAUAGCAUUUGGGAGCUGGUGACACCGCGUUCCUGGUCGUGCAGCCACCAAAAAUGAACCCAGACAGUGAAAAGGGUUCCAGACUCAUAUUCUAUCAUCAUAGUGGAGGUUACCAUUGCUCAAACAGCUUAAACGGAAAAAGAAAAGAAAAAACCCAUGAUGCAACAAUUGGAUUUAUUGUUAUGCACUGUAUAUACUUUUUUUCUGUGGCUUAAGUGUUUUUUUUUGUGUAAAUUUGUAUUUUUUCCAGUCAAAAUGAGGAAGAAUUGUAUGAGAAUGAAUAUGUUGGGUUUUGUUUGUUGGGAGGAAAAGUCAAUAAAAAAAAACUGUUUUAGUACAUGAGAUUAAAAUGGUAAUUUGUAUUUUUCAUUUAGAGGACAAUUUUGUUUUGGCGGAAAAAGGUCAGCUGUUAUGUAAAUUGUAAAUGGUGUGAGUAUCAUUACAAUUUUUGCAAUUGAAAAUUUUACGAUUUUAAGAUUAAAGUAAUAUUUUUUUCAAUAUUUUUAUUUUACACAGAAAUACAUUUACUUUAACGUUGUUUCAGUUUAGCCCCCCCAAAAUAUUUAUUACUAUAUAGAAGUCUUCUUAAAGGGAUCCAUGGAUAGACAGACUUGUAGUUCCUAAAAAAUAAUUGGAUAUUGAAACCCCUCUUGAUGUUUUCGCAUUUAUACAACUUGUAAAAUUAGUUUAACUAGUAGGUUGCCUUUUUUGUUGACGUUGCAGGGCGGUGACAUCACAUGUUUACGCUGCCAGGCUUCCAGAGUAUGACUCCAGCGACAUAAACAUGUCAUCUGUUCACCCCUUUACAUUUAAACCUGAGAGGAGCAUUAAUGAGCAUUACAGCAUUAACAAUAUUUCACAAAACGAGCAGCAAAAGCAAAAUGAACAGGAAGACUGGAUGAGACGAGUAGGGGAAAAACGGUGUUCUGCAAAAAUGUGCUCCACCGGCGAAACGUCCCACAAGAGGCAAAUUUGACACCCAAAGUACUACCGUGCUUUGUGAAUCAGCUUGAUUUGUUUAGAUGCAUACAGACAGAACAUACUAAAUAUGCCUUAAAAAAAUACAUGACCGUAGUAAUAUCAAAUAAGGGUGGUUUAAUUAUGCUACGUGACAAUGUGGUCAUGCGAAAAGUAUUUUGAGGCAAUGAAAAGGUAAUAGAAGACACAAUAAAAGCACAAAUAGUAUGUACACACCGCUUUUAAACAAUGAGCGCAUGUGUUGGACGUCUCGCCGUGUAGAAGGAAUUGCAGUAACCUGGUAGUAUUCGUCGAGUGACAGUAACAAUCUAUGUCAUUAUCUCGAGCGUCCAUUGCAGGUAUAAAAAAAAACAUGGCGCCCUCCAUAGGUGAAAACAUGUACUACAUAUUUGAUUUUUAAUUCAACUGCAAUAUUUCAUGAGUUUCUUAUAACAUAUUUUAGUAAAAAAAGAGAUCAAUUGCAGCUUAUUAGAUCCUACAAGUCUUUAAGUCCGAGGUUCCCUUUAAAAUUAUCACGUGCCAUUUUUAUUUAACACAAGAACUGAACCAUUUGUUGACUUUUUUUCAGAAGAUUUUUCAGACCUUGAUUGUAAAUUUUACAAGGUUAAGAAAGGUUCAGAUACAAAUCAAUAACUCAGAAUUGUAAAUCAAGAAAAAAAAUCUUUCAUUUUAUAAGAUUAAUGUAUUUUUGGAAAGUCAAGGUUAUAUUUUUGAGGGGAAAAAAACAAUGUAUUAUGUAGAAAUUUGUAAUAAAAAAAAAAAAAAAGUCAUACAGCCAUACAAGAAUAAUCUUACUAGACUCAAAUAGCAAGUAGGUCCUACUCAGUGGCUGCCACUGACGGCGACAAACGUCCAAUCCAUUUUGAUGGCAGGACUCCACCCCCAGUCAAAUUGGAUU
This is a messenger RNA of Corythoichthys intestinalis (scribbled pipefish), 3587 nucleotides long. It is a transcript of the gene soat2, whose product is annotated as sterol O-acyltransferase 2. The record is from RefSeq and is a predicted model, not a curated record. The transcript has 16 exons. Gene Ontology annotation, molecular function: fatty-acyl-CoA binding; cholesterol binding; cholesterol O-acyltransferase activity. Bases 197 to 1768 code for a protein of 523 amino acids. Gene Ontology annotation, cellular component: endoplasmic reticulum membrane. Lineage: Eukaryota; Metazoa; Chordata; Actinopteri; Syngnathiformes; Syngnathidae. Gene Ontology annotation, biological process: cholesterol metabolic process; cholesterol efflux.